AUAUACGAGGAGAGAAUGAGUGAGAUUAAACACUUUAGUCAUGAAGAACAUUCAUUGAAGCUGAUCGAAAAUUGGGAGACAAUUGUAGGUGUUACUGAUGAAAUGACACAACUCAUUUGUUGUUAUGGAUGUCGAGAACCCAUAUUAGGUGGCUGUGUAUAUGGUUGCACUUUGUGUUCUCAGUUUUUGCAUGAGAUAUGUGCAAACCUAGCACCGGUUAUCAAUCACCAUUUGCAUCCCUUCCAUCCUCUUAUGCUCGUUGCUCGCGAUAGUAACAAUUGGAUCUGUGACGUGUGCGAUAGUCGAGGACUGGUGAAGGGUUUUAGCUAUUGGUGUAUGAGUUGUGAYUUUGAUGCAUGCACGAAAUGUGGUCUUGCUGUUGCACUCAAAGAGGAAGCAUUGAUCGAGUUUAAACAUGAAGGUCACCCACAACACACUUUAACCCUUCAAUCAAGAUCUGCUUCAUUCCGUUGUGAUGCUUGUCAAGCUAAGGAUGAAGACUUAUUCUAUCAAUGUGAGAGUUGUGAUUUUUGGCUCCACAAGACUUGUGCUUCCUUAGCCCCCACCAUUGAUCUACCCCACCAUCCUAAUCAUCCUCUCGUUCUCGUCUAUUCACUCCCGGAUAAUUUUUAUAAUUAUUUUUAUUACUGCGAGUUCUGCAACAAACUCAUCCGAAAAAACGGUUGGUUGUAUCAUUGUGCAAACUGUAGAUACUUUGCCCACAUUAAAUGUGCCUUAAACGCAGAGCAACCUUCCAUUCCAAGCAAUGCUCCAGAUACUUAUACUGCUAAAGGACGCACAAAUGAUUUUAUGCAAUUUCCCAUGUCACAUGCAUUCACAGAUCCACUAAAGCUUCUUCAUUCGGAGAAGGUAUCUUUAGAUGAUGAUGGUGCAAUAGAAAUUAGCCAUUGGAGUCAUGGUCAUCCAUUGAAUCUUAGAGUUGAACCUCGAGGUAACAACAUGCCCGACAUUAAUUGUGAUGAUCCAAUAGAGGUAUGUAAUGGAUGUGUACGACCCCUCUCCCUUCCAUAUUAUACUUGCAAAGAUGGAUGUUCAUUUACCCUUCACAAAUAUUGUGCCGAAUUACCGCUCACAUUAGAACAUCAUCUUCACCCAGAUCAUCCACUUGAUUUGGUAGACACCAAUGAAGAUAAGCACCUUCAUAGAUGCAAUGGUUGUUUUAGCGAAGGCAACAAGUUUGUCUACAAAUGUGAAACUUGCAAGUUCUACUUGGAUGUGAAUUGUGGAUUUUUACCCAACACCAUCAUACAUAAAUCUCACAAACAUCCUCUUACCCAAGUCAUGGAUCCCAACCAASSUUGUAAGGUAAUCCUCGGAAUUAGCCUUCGCCGGAAUACCGUAAAUCGAGAAAUAGACAUCGGAAUUAUUGAUCUGAGAAAGGAAAUACGCAGGAGAGCUGUUUUGGCGAAGAAACCCACUUCCGGCCAUACUCGGAUCAACGAAAGUGGUGGUGGUGAUGGCGGAACUGACGGUUGCAAUGGAACGAUGUGGAAGCAAGGGCGGUUUAGGGGGGUCUAUGAUGACAUCUAG
Messenger RNA from Cynara cardunculus var. scolymus (artichoke), 1551 nucleotides. RefSeq lists its product as uncharacterized. The record is from RefSeq and is a predicted model, not a curated record. The annotation marks the transcript as partial. NCBI's taxonomy places the organism in Eukaryota, Viridiplantae, Streptophyta, Magnoliopsida, Asterales, Asteraceae. The transcript has 3 exons.